CCCAGCCCUAUGUCAGUCACUGGGAGACAGUGUCCAGAUGAGUAGCACUCCCUGCCCUCAAGGCUCACUGGCCGGUGGGCAGUAGUGCUGACUAGGGCUGCCUUUGAUCCCCCAGGUCCCUUGCCCACCCACUGCGGGGCCUGGCUGGUGCCUGGCAGGUGCUCUGCCAGGCAUGUGUGUUACUGAUUGGGACCGAGGGUGGCCUGGGCUCUGGGUGACGCCCUGCCAUCCAUCCGUAGGCCCGAGCCAUAGUGGCAUCCGAGGGCCACGCCGUCACCCUCCCGUGCUGCGCAUGGUUCUGGAGGCGCUGCAGGCCGGAGAGCAGCGCCGGGGCACCUCGGUGGCGGCCAUCAAGGUUUACAUCCUGCAGAAGUACCCAACGGUGGAUGUCCUCCGGCUCAAGUACCUGCUGAAGCAGGCCCUGGCCACCGGCAUGCACCGUGGCCUCCUGGUCAGGCCCACCAACUCCAAGGCCAGGGGGGCCACUGGCAGCUUCAAAUUAGUUCCCAAGCACAAAAGGAAAGCCCAAUCUAGGAAGACAUCCGCCAUGACAGCCCCCAGGAAACCCGGUGAGGCCAAGGAGAAGGGUCCCAAAAAACCAAGGGAGGCAAAGAAGGACCCUCCCAACCCAGGCGAGGUGAAAAGGGGACCCAAGAAGCCAAGAGAGGCGAGGACAGGUCCUACCAAACUGGAUGCAGCCAAGGAGAAGGCUCCCAAGAAGGGCAGCCAGACCAAAGACCAAGAGGCAAGACUGAGUGAGGCCAAGAAGGCCUCCCAACAGCCAGACAAGGCCACGCAGGACCUUCCCAGUGCCACUGGCCCAAGAGGAAAGUCAAAGGUCAAAGGCAGAAGGAGCAACCAAGAUGGUGAGGCCCACAGGAAAACAAAAGCUGGGAGUCAGAAUUCAAAAUCAACGGUCCCCAAGAACAAGAAUAGUGCUGCUUCUCCAGCCAGAAAGAAAGAAAACAAGGUCCUUAAAGAAGUUGUUGCCUGUGGGGCCAAGGUGGGGCCCAAAGCCAAGGCCACUGCUCCUCCUAGGGCCAGUGGGUCUAAGACAGUGCCUGCACCCCUGGCCAGGAAGACGGGGGCCCCCAAGGGCCCGAGAAAGCCCGGCAUGCCCACCAAGGCCUCAUCGUCCAAACUGGCCAGUAAGAAAACAGAAGCUGAAAGCUAGAGCUGGGGUGGAGAGAGACUGAGAUUCUGCUCAAGUUUUUAUUUCCCAAAAAAUCAUUACUCUAUUUAUUUCAUUGUAACCUAUUUAUCAAUAAAGGUGUUUUUCCCCUCACAAA
Molecule: messenger RNA, 1289 nt
Organism: Acinonyx jubatus (cheetah)
Lineage: Eukaryota; Metazoa; Chordata; Mammalia; Carnivora; Felidae
Product: histone H1.8
Exons: 4
Coding region: 173-1174 (333 amino acids)
Biological process (GO): nucleosome assembly
Cellular component (GO): nucleosome
Molecular function (GO): DNA binding
Source: RefSeq, a predicted model, not a curated record